UCCACCGGACAGCAGUCGCUUUGAUUCAUCGGGUAACCUCAGCCCGGCCAGCUCCCAGCUCAGCUCUGAGGCAGAGGAGCGGCGAGAUCCAGAGACCCGCCACGCCAGCGUCCUGCGUCGCACUCUCAAAAGCCAAAAGUCAACCUGGGAUGAAGAAGAGGAGGUUGAGAAAGAACUAAAUCCGUUACCGGAGCCCGGUUCAAACAAAGAUUUGAAAGACUUUUCGAUCAUCUUGCCCAAACCAAUUUUGGACAACUGUGAUAACAAGACUCGGACCAAUAUCAGCUUCUUCGAGGACGGCCCUCCACCAUGCUCUCCAUCCACAGUUCGCUGGUUGAAAGCAUACAACAAAGUGAGAGUCCAGCUGCUUCAGUCACGGCAUACUGACGCUGAGUGGCUGGAGCUCAAUGAGCUUACGACAGGCUUAAUUAAUGAACUAUGUGAGGAUUUUGAUCGUAACACCCGCUGACAAUGUGGGAAAAUAGAUGAGGACACACUGCUCUCUUGAGAAUAUGUUCUCCAGGAAUCGCUUCAACGGGCAACAUGGAGCAGCUGUUGCCCCGAAAGGAGGCACAAAGGCGAAAGUCCAUUCGCCCAAGAAGAGGGCACCGAACCCCAGGGUAGCACUGGUCAUUCGCGGCAAAAUACAUCGCCUCUUGCAAGGGUCUGCAGAUCACCAUGUCCCGGAUUCCCACCACUAUUCUGAAGGUAUUGAAGAUGAGGAAGAGGGGGAAACAGAGGAGGAGCACAGAAGCAGAUAUUUAAAGGUCAGCUCCAGGGCUGAAGACUAUUCUCUAAAGGUGUCAAAUGGUAAAGGUCACGGAGGAGCACCGGGGCCGUCGUGUGUUGGAGAGGUCGAGCUGAACAGAGAGGGAUGCAUAAGAAUACCGUGCACUUUGCGGCAUAAAAGCUGCAGAUCUCCAGUAAAGAUUAAACGGAUUUCCUUUGAGGGGGACAUUCGGACAGCUCCUGAGCCGAUGCAACCGCCCCCACACUAUGGUCCGAUAGCCCCGGACAUGAAUGGUACUAAAUUUGCGGGAGCAGUUGGGAGUGAUUUUGCUUCACCCCGAACUCGGCCAAAGAGACCUUUUUCUACCGGCGACUGUGUGGACUACAACUUGAACAGAGCUCUGCCGGGUACGCUUGUGGAAGAGGAUGAAGACAAAGAGGAGGAGUCGAGUGCUAUCAUUGAGCACAUUCUUAAAGAGCUGAGGGGGAUCAACAAGAUACAGGAGGAAAUCUCAGACCUUCGGGACUAUCUGACCUCUGUUCGAGGGUCAGUUGAGGAAGUGUCAUCUUGUGUAGAUGCUGUAUUGUUGGAGAUUGAGGGGAUACGUUCUAGCAACAAGGAGGGUUCAGGGGUUCACGCAGGCACCUGGUCGGGGGUAGGGUGCAAAGAUGGAUCAUCCUCUCGCAGAAGGCCCGCUAGUGCUUAUGGCAGUUUAGGGAGUGCAAUGCCAAAGUCUUCAACUCUUUCCCCCCAAAUCAGCAAUCAGCGACAUACCAUCCAUGGAGAUUUACUGCUAUCAAGGGCAGAAGAGUCUACUGUCUCCCCAAUUUCUGAAUCAGUGGAUCCUCACGAACUGGAUGAACCAGAGGAUGCCUCUGACCAUAGUUCAGAUAUCCCAGUAGGUGCUAUAGCAAGAAAGCUCAGCUUUGGCGACUUCGCAAGGCCGGAUGGCCAAGAAUAUCCAAGCACCAGCUCCUUGUCUUCUUGUCACAGCGAGUCAGACCUAGAGGGACCAUCAUCGAGCCAUGGAAGGAAGCAGCAAAGAGCUGGUGAUGGAGGGGAACAUUGGACUAACACUAGACCACCACACGGUGCUUCUGGGGAAUCUGCGUGGCAUAGGGAAACUGCUUACCGCAGGGGCAGAAGUCUGGAGGAGUAUGUAAGUGAGAGCCCUCUCUGCUGUGAAGGAGCUGGUAGUUGGGAUCACUACAGAGGUGCGGGAGGUUACGGCACUUCAGGGCAGUGCUCCACAGGAAGCUCAGAGCAUCUCUCUCUUCGCACUAGGAAACAUAACAACUCACCUGCCAGCUCUUCUAGCCGGGAGGAGUGGCAGUCACGUAGAAGAAGGCCUCAAUUCCAAUCUGGGAUUAAUGUUCCAAUAGAUACCAACCUUGUAAAACCCACUGUGGCAUAUGAAUGUUCUGCUGAUUUGUCCUACCCUCAAAGUUCUGGUUACCAUUCAAUUGAUGGGCAAGAAGGAGAAGCCGAGGAAUUUGCCUAUGGGCAAUCAAAUGACCAAAACUACACUGUAGACAGCCAUGUAGAUAGUUAUCAGGAAACUUAUUUAGCCAAUGAAGAGUCUUCAGCAGUCACAUGGACUGAGGCAUCCUUACGUACCACUGAAGCCGAUAGGCCAUUCAUCAAAGAGACUGGAGCCACCAACCACAUCUUUGUAAACCAACUCCCUCGCUCUGUCAGUGCAGAUGUUCAAGCGGGUGGUUUCAAUGUCAAGCGCAUAGGCCGGGCUGUACUUGAUUUUAGCUCCGCCUUGCGGGGUGCACUGCGCAAAAUUGAAGUACCUGGAGCCCAGAAUCCUGGAGGGGAAGCAGACUUUGAAACAUCAAUGCCGUCUGAGCUGUCUACAGCUAAUUUAGCUUCAAAACCCUCAUGCUAUGAGGAACAAGCAAGUGGCCAAAUUCUGAAAGGUAAUGUGGGGGACGGUAGUAGUGCUGUUCGGGAAUUGAGCAGACACAGUACUUUAGACAAAUCCGAUCUCUUCUCUGCGGAGCCUAUGCUUAAAGAAGCCAACAACAGCCUUACAUUAGAGUCUACAGAGACCUGCCAACACCCUCCUUAUUCGGACAAGAUCGCCAUAUUUCUAGAGGAACUUUCAGUCUGCCCUGACCAAAUGUCCAGUAGCACUUCAAUCCCGCCUCCACCUUACGGCCUUACGGAACCACCUGCAGAAGGUCCCGCAAAUCGUCCUGCAGAUCAGACCAUUAAAGCCCAGCUUUCGCAAUGCACCACUGCAGAAUCCCUCACGGCUUCCCUUUCGGUCGAUGAACCUUCAGCGCUGGAGGACCAGGGAGAAACUGAGGUGCCACAGCAACCCGCCACAGACACCGUGGCCCCGGGAGGCAAAGUGGAAGGAGACGCGGCAGAGCCAACCUCGGAGAUAAGCCAGGUGGAUGAACGCAGCCUGAAGUGCCUGAGGACCUUCCAGCAGAUUCUGCGGGAGAAGAGGGAGUCCCGACGCAACCUCACCAGUAUGACCAGCUACUCUCAGGAGGACUUUGAACCAGAUGGGAGUCAAGAUGAAGAUCAGAGCCAAGAUCCAGAUGGUGACCCCGGCAAGCACCUGUGGGCCAAGCCAGGGGGGAACGCUCCGUUUGGCAUCGACAGCAUGCCAGACCUCCGCAAGAGGAGACCCAUCCCUCUUGUUAGUGAGCUGGUGAAUACGGGAACGGGUUCCCAGGACCUCUCCUCUGGGCCGUAUCCUCCCAAUCAACCAAAUACUGAAAGCCCGGCCUCGUCGUCUGACAUCAAGUAG
Pseudoliparis swirei is the source of this 3500-nucleotide messenger RNA. RefSeq lists its product as uncharacterized. The record is from RefSeq and is a predicted model, not a curated record. The transcript is spliced from 7 exons. NCBI's taxonomy places the organism in Eukaryota, Metazoa, Chordata, Actinopteri, Perciformes, Liparidae. The coding region runs from base 486 to 3500 and encodes 1004 amino acids.